Eruca vesicaria subsp. sativa (arugula) is the source of this 699-nucleotide messenger RNA. The record is from the annotation of a GenBank genome assembly. NCBI's taxonomy places the organism in Eukaryota, Viridiplantae, Streptophyta, Magnoliopsida, Brassicales, Brassicaceae.
AUGCCUCGCUCUGCGUCCAAGACGUCCAAGAAACGGACUCAACCUGAUUCAGUUACCUCUUCAGCCACUGAUCCUGUUCCAUCAGCUUCUAGUAAGAAAAAGUCGUGCAAAGAGAUGGAUGCAACAGAUCAAUUGUUUUAUAAGUAUGCUAAUACAUCUUCUGGUGUCAUUGAUCCAGAAGGAAUUGAGAAACUUUGCUCCAGUUUGAAAGUUCCUCAUACAGAUAUCAGAAUCUUAAUGCUAGCUUGGAGAAUGAAGGCUGCAAGACAAGGUUACUUCACAAAGGCUGAAUGGAGAAUAGCACUCACGGCGUUAAAAGCUGACACAAUCAACAAAUUGAAGAAAGCUCUUCCAGAACUCGAGAAAGAGGUCAGAAAGCCAUUGAAUUUUCGAGAUUUCUAUGCUUAUGCCUUCAAGUAUUGUUUGACAGAAGAAAGACAAAGGAUCUUAGAAAUUGAGACUAUAUGUAAACUCCUAGAUAUGGUCUUAGGAUCAACAUUCCGUGCCCAAGUUGACUACUUCGUCAACUAUCUAAAUAACCAGAAAGAAUAUAAAGCCAUCGACAUGGACCAAUGGAUGGGAUUCUAUCGAUUCUGCAAUGAGAUAAGUUUCCCAGACAUGAUCAACUACAAUCUAGAACAUUCGUGGCCAUGUAUUCUUGACAACUUUUUUGAGUGGAUGCGUUCAAAACAAGCAUGA